Messenger RNA from Notolabrus celidotus (New Zealand spotty), 2788 nucleotides. Its product is annotated as Kv channel-interacting protein 2-like. Gene Ontology annotation, biological process: regulation of potassium ion transmembrane transport. NCBI's taxonomy places the organism in Eukaryota, Metazoa, Chordata, Actinopteri, Labriformes, Labridae. The coding region runs from base 372 to 1133 and encodes 253 amino acids. Gene Ontology annotation, molecular function: potassium channel regulator activity; calcium ion binding. The record is from RefSeq and is a predicted model, not a curated record. Gene Ontology annotation, cellular component: voltage-gated potassium channel complex. The transcript is spliced from 9 exons.
UUCUGGACUGUCAGCAGAGUGAAGUCAACAAUAUGCUGCAGAGCAGAGACUGUACAUCAACACAACGUUUGAUCCCCGAGCGGCUCAGAGAGGCGUCAGCGCGCAGCCUGUGGAUGAGAGCGCGCUGCUGUUAAGAAGUAGAGAGUUCAGUUUGGGUGGAGGCGAGCAGGGACAUACGGAGAGGAGCUUUACACGGACUUUAAACGCUUUUGGUCGCUCUGCUGCCUGAGACCAGGUUGAUGCUUGCAGGACAGUGACCUGCAAUCAGGGAUGAAGUGACAGAGGUCGUGGAUGAGCUGCUGCUCCGGCGCACAGACACGCACUGAUCGGGCUGGUUCGACCCGAGGGUUCCGGUGAAGACUGAAACAAACAUGAAGUCCACAAGCCAGGACCAGAGUUUGUCUGACUCCAGAGAGCUGGACAGAUCUUACGACCCUCUCACAGGUAAUCCACCAUACAAACCUCAUAAAAAGAGCAUAAAGCAACGCUUCCUCAAACUGAUCCCCUGCUACCGCUCCAGCUCCAGCUCUUCAGUUAAUGAAAAAAGUUUGACGGAUGAUAGUGAGCUGGCGACUUUGAGUUACAGACCGGAGGGCAUCGACCGUCUUGUGCAGCAGACCAGCUUCAACAGGAAAGAGCUGCAGGUCCUCUACCGGGGAUUCAAGAACGAGUGUCCCAGCGGUGUGGUGAAUGAGGAGACUUUUAAACACAUCUACUCACAGUUCUUCCCUCAUGGAGAUUCAAGUAUGUACGCACACUUCCUGUUUGAGGCUUUUGACACUCACAACAACGGGUCGGUCAACUUCGAGGACUUUGUUUUGAGUCUGUCCAUCAUCCUGAGAGGCUCUGUCACUGAUAAACUGAACUGGGCCUUUAAUCUGUAUGACCUGAACAAAGACGGCUGCAUCACCAGAGAGGAGAUGACAGAUAUCAUGCACUCCAUCUACGACAUGAUGGGGAAGUAUACCUACCCCAACAUGAGGGAUAGUGCUCCUAAGGAUCAUGUUGACAACUUCUUUCAGAAAAUGGACAAGAACAAGGAUGGAGUGGUCACCAUCGAGGAGUUCUUGGAGACAUGUCAGAAGGAUGAAAACAUCAUGCAGUCCAUGUACAUGUUUGAUAACGUCAUCUAAGACUUUGGUGGACACAGGUUCUAGAUUUCUCCUUCUGCCUGGAGCUCUUCUGCAGUUUUCAGCCCCAAACCAGAAUGGACUGUGUGAGCAUGGUGCAAAAACUUCAAGAUUUGGGUCCCUAAAACCACCUUUUCUUGUCCUUUUCAAUUAAGGUUUGUAGUCUGUGAAUAACCAGGGGGGAGUAGUGUUUGGUAUUGUAUCAGGAUUGAAUAACAGAGCAGUUUGAAGCCACGUAUUUAUAGAGAAGCAGCUCUUUAACACUGUUGAUAAUAAAACAGCAGAUCAAAAGGAGAGACAGCUGACUGUUGGAGCCUCUCAAUGCCUCUAAAGGAAAACUUUAACCAUCAUAUUUUUCUGUAAUGCAUGAAUAAAUGUGCAGACACAUGGAAGAGAAACAGACUCACACACUUUCUGUACUCACAGUUAUUCUACAGUGAAGAGACAGCUCUAUGAGAGAGAGGAGGUUUGAAGUGAAGCAAUAAUAUAACAGUCACAGAUUAAACUCUUCUCUGUCCUCUCCUGUUUACUAUAACACUUUGUGUCUGCAUGAUGUGUCCGUUCUGAAUGGACUUCAAAUGUGAAAUGUAAGUCUUCAUAGAUUUUAUAUAUGGACAUGAAAACAAUGAAGAUGAAUAUGAAUAAAACUACAAAGUUGCUAUGCAUUUUUAUUACUUUAUUACUGACCAGCAGGAGCGUCACCUGGUGUCACAGUCCUCUCAGACAUCUUGAUUUAGAUUUUACAGCCUUUGUUUAAGAUAUUUUAUUAUGUGUAAAUAUUAAAAUACUGCUCUGCAUCCUGCUGGAUGUCACAACUGGGCAGAGUUUCCUUUAUUUUAUUAGUGUUGCUCACUCAAACCAUUUCUCCAUCUGUUUCUCAGUCUGGCGUCUUGCUGUCAUGGUUUUGUCACAGCAGGUGACCUGGUUGAUACCAGUGUCAGCUGUCUGUUGCCAGCAUUUAGCUGAUUUGAGACAAAAGAAGAUACUAUAAUUGUGCAAAAGAUAGCCACCAAAAUAAACAGUGAGAGAUGGGAGUACAAAAUAUGUCGUUUGUUAUGUAAAUCCAUCAUUUGAAUGUCUAUCAGUGUUCAGAGAAAGUGUGGGGAACUGGAUGAAGAGUGUGGAGGAUGAAAGAAAACGGGAGAACUGUUUGACUUCACCGUGAGCAAAAGAAAAAGAAAAGACAAAAUAACAACUAAAAAGAAAAUUGUAAGCAGGAGAAAACAGAGAAAAAAGUGCAGACAAAUCUAGAAAUGGAAAAAUAAUCAUUGACAAGCUGCAGUGUCUCAGAAAAUCCAACCAAAAUAAGUCAAACAAAGUAGUUUCUGUGGUUGGAAGUGUGAUACAGUUCUCAUUGACUCUUUAGAAGAGAACAUUUGAAGGAACAUUUUUAAUCUGCUGCUGCCACUUUGAUGAAUGUUUUCAUUUAAAGCUCCGGUGAGGAACUUUCAUUUUGUGUUGGCUUUGGCGCCCCCUGAGGAAAAACUGAUAACUCUUAUAUCUUUGCUGAUUUUUGCCUGCUUAUGUUUAAGUUCUGGGUUUUGACACCAAAACUCAUCCUGUUUUAUUUUUAUAUUCCAUGGAAAGAGGAAAAAGAGAGUUAUUUACCAUGCUGUAAAAUUCCACGCAGUAGUUCCAGGCAUUAAAAUAAAGCAUAG